UGGAGCGCCACUCUUGGUGACAGGUCAUUGAGUAAAACUUGGCUUUGGGUUAUACAUAUGAGAAUGUAAUAUCAAACUGAAGAAAGAGACUUUGUGAUGGAAAGAAGUGUUGGGUCUAGACUGAUAGGACUUUUCCAGCAGUUGGAUAAGAUUGGUGGAAAGGCUGCUAAGAAUCCAUCCUCUACAGAUGACCUACAACAGAUCAGAUACGUUACAUCUAAAAUCUAUCAGCUGCUUAACCAACAAGAAAAAAUUCACAGAGAUUCAGUUCUGAAGAAUGCAGCACAACUAGAUUUAAUCUUGUGUACUUUAAGGAAUUGUUCAGAUCGAGCAGUUGUUGUAAAUAUAAUACAUAUUCUCUUGGAGCUAUUGGGGAAAACUCAGGUAGGAAAGAGAUCCAGUGCCCUAGUCAGUGCUAACACAACCAAUAUUUUAUUACAAUGUAUGGUAAGAGAAACUGAAGAUAAUGUUACUAAUGAUGAUCUGUUGAUACUAGCUCAUCAAGUGCUGGCCAAAUUGUCAAAUAAAGACAGAAAAUUUUCUACCAAAGCUCGAUUACACAGAACACUGCUGAUAACUUUAUCAUUAAUAAAGAGUAAUAUUUGUCAGUUUAAAAACCUGCAAUGUUUGUUACAAGUGUUCAAGUCAUACACCAACAACAGUGUGAAUGCCUCGUAUUUGGGAAAGCACAACUCUAUCCCUCCUAUGUUCAGAGUCAUUCAACAGUGUGGAAGGAAACACACUACAGUCCUCAAAUUAGCACUAGAAAUUUUAUAUAACUUAACCAAAUCUAGAAACAAUGCUGCCAGGACUAUAGGAGGAGAACAUGUACCACAUUUGUUGGGUCUGUACCAAGACUGGCACCAGUUAGAUACUAAACACAGACAUGUUAACAUUAGAAAAGCUAUCCUGAAUAUCCUUAAAAAUAUCACUAACCUUAAAUCAGGAAGAAAAGCAUUAGCAGAUGCUAAUGGGAUACAAGUUUUAUAUGACACUGCCCAGGAUGUUAUAGAUUGUAGAGAGAUGGAGAGUUUGAUACUGCUGGCAAGUGUGAUAAUGAGGAAAUGUUGCCCUAGGAAUAAACUACCAUGUGAUAUUAGGAGUCCAGUCAAAUUUGAACUGCCAGAAUCUGAACUUUACCCUGAAAGUACCAGACAAGAAGGUAGUAUAAGCUAUGGAAGUUCCAGCGAGACCCCAGACAGUGACAGUAGUUCUUUAGAGGAUGAUGAUGAUAUUGACAGUGAUGACGAGAGAUUCAAGACAGAUAACUCUGAAGAGACUGAAGAUGAUCAAGGAGAAGCACCACAACCUUUUAAAAGAAAUCCUGAUGAUCUACGAAUGUAUGAUAAAUUCUUUCCUGAAAUAUUUGAAAUUGAGAUUAAAGAAGAUGAUGAUUCUGACCCAUCACUGAUUCCUCCAACAUCUAUUUAUAUACCAACUGGUAACUUUGACAACUUUAUGUCUUCUGAAGCUCAACAUGUUAAAAAUUCUCUGUAUCAAAAGGAGGGAACCUUCUUAUAUUCUUCACGGACCAGUGGUUAUAGUAGUUAUGAAUCUGACUAUCCUGACUCUUAUCGGCCUGGGCGGUGUGAUUCAGCUACAGCUAUAAACAUGAAAACCGGAUCUAGUCUCUUUUCUUUAGACUUGCCUCAAAAAGGUGCUAUCAAAAAAACAUUAAUUUCUCAACCAAAGACAAGCAAGAAAUCAAAAGCAGGCAAAAAAUGUAACAAUAAUAAAAAAGGAGUAAAGAAAACAAGUACCACAAGCUAUCCAGAUUUACUAGAAAUUGAAACUGAAUUUGAAAAUAUGAAUAUUUCUCAAGAUCAAAAAGACGUUGAUGAGACAGGGUCAAGUAGUGAAGAUGAAGAUACUGAUUUAUAUUUCCAUGAUGUGUUAGUAUAUCAGGACAAGGCUUGUUGCACUAAAGGAGUGUAUAGGUUUGAGAAAAUAGGCUACCCUGAUCUAAUUGGAGCUAGAGGUUGUCCUUAUUUGGAACCAUUAUACAGGAGAAAAUUUGGUGUUCAAAGGGCCAAAGUAUUUGAGGAUAUAGACAGAAUGAUCCACCCAGAGCAUGUGAUAGAUAGAGACGUAUAUGAUGUGGAUGCCACCAUUAAAAGAUGUGGAUCAACUUACUGUAACAGGAAUUCUAAUCUUAGUAAUAGGGAUGAACUUAGAAUUGGUAGUCAGUUGGAUGCAGUGGGAGCUAAUUCCCUUAGAUUUAAUGCUCAGUUUGAAUGUGGGAAUCUCAGGAAAGCAAUAUGGGUGAGGGAGUUUGAAUAUGACUUAAUCUUGAACCCAGAUGUCAACACAAACCACCACCAUCAAUGGUUCUACUUUGAAGUUAGUAACAUGAUAGCAGAUAUACCAUACAGAUUUAAUAUUGUCAACUGUGAGAAACUAAACAGUCAGUUUAACUUUGGAAUGAAACCAGUGAUGUUUUCUGUGACAGAGUCUAUAGAAGGACGACCAUUUUGGUCAAGAGUGGGUACAGAUAUCUGCUAUUAUAAAAACCAUUUUACACGGAGUGCUCAGGCUACAGGAGGUGUUAAGGGGAAGACAUAUUUUACAGCAACAUUCACAGUCAAAUUCAAACAUAACAAAGACAUAUGUUACAUGGCAUACCAUUUCCCAUAUACAUAUACUACAUUACAGACUCAUAUUCAAAUAUGGGAUAGAUCUACUGAUCAUUCACAGAUAUUUUUCCGUAACCAAACAUUUUGUCAAACGAUAAGUGGUAAUAAUGUACCAGUAUUAACUGUCACAGCUCAGCCAAAGUCGUAUAGUAGAGAUAAUGUAGAAGAACUUAGAAGUAGACCUUAUAUAUUUCUUUCCGGAAGAGUUCAUCCGGGAGAAAGUAAUUCUAGCUGGGUUAUGAAAGGAACCAUUGACUUUUUGCUCAGUAAGAAACCAGCAGCUCAACAACUUAGAGAAAAUUUCAUUUUUAAAAUUGUGCCUAUGUUAAACCCAGAUGGAGUCAUUAAUGGAAACCAUAGAUGUUCAUUAUCAGCAGAAGAUCUGAACAGAAGAUGGGACAACCCCUGUCCUAAGUUACACCCUACUAUUUACCAUACCAAAGGACUUCUACAGUAUCUACAAAUGAUAAAUAAGUCGCCACUGGUAUACUGUGAUUACCAUGGACACUCCAGGAGGAAGAACAUUUUCCUGUAUGGAUGUAGUCCUACAAUGUCAUGGAUACAGAAUGAUUCAGAAAACCCAGCCACUACAGGAAAUAGACUGGAAGAUAAUGCUUAUAAGACACUGCCAAGGAUUUUGCACUUAACAUCUCCGGUGUUUUCCUGGCCGAACUGUAGUUUUCUUGUGGAGAAGGCUAAGGAGACAACAGCCAGGGUUGUAGUAUGGAGGCAGAUUGGGGUACUGAGGAGUUACACAAUGGAGAGUACAUACUGUGGUAUCGAUCGUGAUGGCAAGUUUAAGGAUCAACAUAUUACAACCUCAAUGAUGGAAGACAUGGGACAAAAAUUCAGUGAGGCCUUGAUCAGAACUCGUACCAAAUACACAACUGAGAAUAUGGUAUCUUUUCCUCCAUUGUCUGACUCUCAACAGAACCUAGGAGCCACUGCUCAGGAUCCAGAUCUACUGAAGAAAACCAGCAGUAAGAAAAGUGGUGACGAUGAUGAUUUGGAUGAAACAAUACAUAGACGACAGACAUUACACAGGAGGGAGGAAGAUGAGAAUCUGUACAGUGGUGGAGAGGAUAUCGAUGAUAUGAAUGAGGAAUCAUCUGAAGAGGAAAUGUAUGGAGAUGAUGAUGAAGAAAACUAUGCUGACGACCAGUCAUAGUUGUAGUACAUAGAGUUUUUUCCCUUGAACAGUUUAUACAAAGUGUUGGAUUCUAAUUAAACUAGAUAGUUUUAAUGUACCUCUGUCAUAUAUGUAGGAUCUAUUAUUUCAUUUUCAAAAGAUAUACUGCAUUUUUUAGUCCACAAUUUACAAAAGGACGUAACUUGCUGUAUUUCAUAUAUUUGUAUAAACUCUUUUCCUAAUUAAACAUAUUGGAAUUACUUCAAUAUUUAAAUAAAUAUUUGUUUGGGAGUUACUACUUGUUGGGGAAUUAUAGCUUUGAUUAUAGUAAACAUAUCAUUUUUGUCAAGCCUUCGACUUUUGUCGAAAAAGCGAGACAUAGCGAUCCUACAUUCCGUCGGCGUCGUCGUUGUCGGCGGCGUCCACAAAUAUUCACUCUGUGGUUAAAGUUUUUGAAAUUUUAAUAACUUUCUUAAACUAUCCUGGAUUUCUACCAAACUUGGACAGAAGCUUGUUAAUGAUCAUAAGAUAAAUAUCCAAAAGUAAAUUUUGUAAAAAAAAAAUUCCAUUUUUUCCGUAUUUUACUUAUAAAUGGACUUAGUUUUUCUGCCAGUUAACAUUACAUUCACUCUGUGGUUAAAGUUUUUGAACUUUUAAUAACUUUCUUAUAAGCUAUCCUGGAUUUCCACCAAACUUGGACAGAAGCUUGUUUAUGAUCAUAAGAUAAUAUCCAAAAGUAAAUUUUGUAAAAAAAAAAAAUCCAUUUUUUCCGUAUUUUACUAAUAAAUGGACUUAGUUUUUCUGCCAGUUAACAUUACAUUCACUCUGUGGUUAAAGUUUUUGAAAUUUUAAUAACUUUCUUAAACUAUCCUGGAUUUCUACCAAACUUGGAAAGAAGCUUGUUUAUGAUCAUAAGAUAGAAUCCAGAAGUAAAUUUAAAAAAAAAAAAUCAUUUUUUUCAGUAUUUUACUUAUAAAUGGACUUAGUUUUUCUGCCAGUUAACAUUACAUUCACUCUAUGGUUAAAGUUUUUAAAAUUUUAACAACUUUCUUAAACUAUCUUGGAUUUGUACCAAACUUGGACAGAAGCUUGUUUAUGAUUAAAAGCUAGUAUCUAGAAGGAAAUUUUGUUAAAAUUUUGUUCCAUUUUUUCCGUAUUUUACUUAUAAAUGGACUUAGUUUUUCUUCAAGUUAACAUUACAUACAGUCUGCAGUUUAAGUUUUUAAAACAUUUAUUAGAUUCAUAAACUAUCCUGGAUUUUUACCAAACUUGGACAGAAGCUACUUACAAUCAAAAGAUAGUAUAGAGAGGAAUAUUUUUAUUAAUUUUUUUCCUCAUUUUUGUUGAGCCUGGGAUUAACAGCAAAAGUAGGCGAGACACUGGGUUCCGCGGAACCCUUACGAAUUUUUUUCAAUUAGAAUUAUCGCAUUAUAAAUUCUAAUAAUGAAUAGUAGAAUAGAAACAGCACCAUAAAAUAAAUUUAUCAAAAUGGGAUGGUAUAAAGUUACUGAUCAAUGGAAUGUUAUAAACAUGUAUUUGUAUUUAUUUUGUUGACGCUAUUUGUUAGUAUAAUUGAGUAUUAUACCUUAUAAGUAUUAUUAUUAUUAUCUCAGCCAAAACUGACUGACCUUACAUUAUAUUUACAUGACUUAUACAUUUAUCAUAUCUAGUAUGCUGAAUUGUGACGUGUACAUAUGUAAUGAGAUGUCUGGCCAUUUUUAUUCCCAUUAUAUUUCUUUUUUUUUUCAUUCAGUUGUGAUAUUUUUAUUUUCUUAAAACUAGCUUUGAAAGUGAUAUACCAAGUCAGUUUGACUGGUUUUCUUAUUCUUUUUUUUUAUUUAUCUUUUUUAUAUUUCUUUGUUAUACAAAACAAUUAUUAUUUUACCUCAUUGCAAUAAAGCCUUAAAGAGUAGCCAGUAGCCUUUAUUUUAAUUAAGAAAAUUCAUCUUUUCAUUUUAUUCUAUAGAAAUAUAAUUUAAAAAUUUUGUUGAUUAAAACUUGAUAUAAAGAAACAAGCUUAAGUAAGAAAAAACAGUUGCCUUUUAGAUAAUGAACAAUAGAAAAAACCUUUUAAUUUAUUGAUUUACAACCAAGAUCUUUGAAUUUAUUUGUUAAUUUGAAAUUUUGUAAAUGUAAUCAUUAGCAGCUGUGAUAAUAAUGAACCUUUCCAGUAGUAAUACUUUUUUUUUUAAUUUUUAAACAUAAGAAAUUAAAAUUUUGUUGUAUGAAAAUAUUGUAAUUUUUUUCAAGAUUUUUGCACUGAUAUUAUGA
Mytilus californianus (California mussel) is the source of this 6033-nucleotide messenger RNA. RefSeq names its product cytosolic carboxypeptidase 1-like. The record is from RefSeq and is a predicted model, not a curated record. Gene Ontology annotation, molecular function: zinc ion binding; metallocarboxypeptidase activity. The transcript is spliced from 25 exons. Lineage: Eukaryota; Metazoa; Mollusca; Bivalvia; Mytilida; Mytilidae. The coding region runs from base 97 to 3801 and encodes 1234 amino acids. Gene Ontology annotation, biological process: C-terminal protein deglutamylation; proteolysis; protein side chain deglutamylation.